Suillus paluster is the source of this 430-nucleotide messenger RNA. RefSeq lists its product as uncharacterized. NCBI's taxonomy places the organism in Eukaryota, Fungi, Basidiomycota, Agaricomycetes, Boletales, Suillaceae. The record is from RefSeq and is a predicted model, not a curated record. The transcript has 4 exons. Bases 69 to 365 code for a protein of 98 amino acids.
CCCGAGCGUUAACUUGUAAUUUCAUCAGAUAUCAUUAUCCAUCAGGAUGUACGAGGCUGCGACAAGCGAUGCAUCAACUGCGCGAUGCAAUGUCGAGUGCAGUGCUGUUGUAUCAGAUGUGUUUACUAUUUUGUUGCCAGCGAAAAUUACUAAUCGUGCAUGCGCACCCCUCAGACAUUUGCUCUCUAGGCAUGUUGGAUCGCUCAUACCAAUGCAUGAGAGGCAGAGAGCGAAAAGGUGUGCAUGAGGCGAUCGAUCGUUGUAUCAAGGCCUUGGCAGGAGAAAAGCGGUGUGAGGCGUGUGUGGUAUUGGCAGCCCGGAUGGGAGAGAAGAGUUAUUUCGGGAGCUGUGUGUGGCGUUUAUAAACGAUGUUCUUAAUAUCUGACAUUGCUGAUCACUGAUUUCUGAUGGCCCGCCGACAGAAUGUGAC